AUGGACACCUCCACAACGUUGGAUGUGUAUGAAACUGACUACAGGAAGCCUGGAGUACAAAACUUCCCUGUCCUGGCCACCAUCAGGGGACGCUGCCUCUUGGGAGGGAAGGGACGAUGGCGCCAAGUGGUGGGGCUGGGAGUGGCCUUGUGUGCAGUCCCAGUCGUGGAGAAGCAGAGCUCCAGCGCUCUCAGUAAUGAAGCCUUGAUCAAAAGAGCAGUUUCCCUGGUAACAGACAGCACUUCUACACUCCUCUCUCAAACAACCUAUGCACUGAUUGAAGCACUGACAGAGUACACAAAGGCAGUUUAUACCUUGGUGUCUCUCUACAAGCAAUAUGCAAAUCUCCUUGGGAAGAUGAAUUCUGAAGAGGUGGAUGCAGUCUGGCAGGUGGUGAUAGGAGCCAGAGUUGAUAUGACAGCAAAACAGCAGGAAUACCUGCGGCUGGAAUCCAGCUGGAUGACAGCCUUACGUCUCUCGGAGAUGGCAGCAGAAGCUGCCUAUCAGUCAGGUGCAGACCAAGCCUCAGUCACAGCCCGUAGCCACAUCCAGCUGGUGAAAUCCCAGGUACAAGAGGUGAGACAGCUGUCCCAGAAGGCAGAGACCAAGUUAGCUGAAGCUCAAACAGAAGAGCUCAUAAAAGCUCAAGGAGAGGAAUCAUUGCCACAGGGUAUUCUAGGAAGCACAGAGGCAGGUGAUGACCCUUACCUUCGGGAGGACUGAGGAGAGUUGAAGUGUCACCACAGAACAUGUGAGAGUCAACCACAAAUUGAAAAAUCCAAAACUUCUGAGUGUGGGAUAGUGGGAA
Chaetura pelagica (chimney swift) is the source of this 808-nucleotide messenger RNA. It is a transcript of the gene DIABLO, whose product is annotated as diablo, IAP-binding mitochondrial protein. NCBI's taxonomy places the organism in Eukaryota, Metazoa, Chordata, Aves, Apodiformes, Apodidae. Gene Ontology annotation, cellular component: mitochondrion. The transcript has 6 exons. The coding region runs from base 1 to 723 and encodes 240 amino acids. The record is from RefSeq and is a predicted model, not a curated record. Gene Ontology annotation, biological process: neuron apoptotic process; intrinsic apoptotic signaling pathway in response to oxidative stress.